UAAGCACUGCCGUGAGGAGUCAGAAUCUCCACCGCUAAGCACUGCUAAGGAGUAGGAACACAGUACCGUGCACUCAGUGACACAGAUGGAUGCUAAGCUGUGAAAAUCAAAGGGAUCUAAAGGAGAUCAAAGAAAGGAAUACAAUGUCUGUUCUGAUGACACCACCUUCCAGUGUUGAUCCUCUUAGAAGCUUAUCACCAUAAUUCGGAAGUCAUUUAGGACAUUUCCCAUCUGAUUGGAUACCAUGAUAACCAAUCAAGUUCUGCACCUCCUCAUGGUGUCUAUCCUGUGGCCCACUACUGCCCUUCCUUUCAAGCCUGGGAAUAUUGGGAAUCUGUUUGGGAUGCCAGAGAGUGAUGGCAAGAUUCUUCAGCGGUCCAAACGUGGAUGGAUGUGGAAUCAAUUCUUUCUGCUCGAGGAAUAUACAGGAAAUGACCAUCAAUACGUUGGCAAGCUGCACUCCAACAUGGACAAAGGCGAUGGCACCGUGAAGUACAUCCUGACUGGAGACGGGGCCGGCAGCUUGUUCCUGAUUGAUGAGAAGUCUGGAGAUAUUCAUGCCACGAAGAGGCUGGACAGAGAAGAGAAGGCGAUGUACACCCUUCACGCCAAGGUUGUUGAUAGGAACACCAACGCAGACCUGGAGCCUGACACUGAGUUUAACAUCAAAAUUCAUGAUAUCAAUGACAAUGCGCCAAAAUUUGCAAAGGAAAUCUACUUCGCUAGCGUGCCUGAAAUGUCUGAAGUGGGUACAUCUGUUGUCACUGUAACUGCCACUGACGCUGAUGAUCAAACAUAUGGGAACAGUGCCAAGCUUGUGUAUAGCAUUCUACAGGGACAGCCCUACUUCUCUGUGGAUUCGGAAAAUGGCACCAUAAAGACAGCCCUACCUGGUAUGGACAGAGAAGUCAAGGAAAACUACCAGGUUGUGAUCCAGGCUAAAGACAUGGCCGGGCAGAUGGGCGGGCUUUCAGGAACCACCACAGUCAGCAUCACUCUCUCAGAUGUAAACGACAGUCCGCCACGUUUUGCGAACCAUUCCUUCCGUGUGACUGCUGUUGAGUCUACAGUGAUCGGCGCCUCUAUUGGACGAAUUAAGGCUGAUGAUCCAGAUGUGGGCCGUAAUGCUGAGAUGGAGUAUACCAUAGUUGGUGGUCAUGACAUUUUCAAUAUUAUCACUGACCAAACCACACAGGAGGGAGUCAUCAUAAUAAAAAAAGCACUGGAUUAUGAAAGUAAGAGGGACUACGAGUUCAGAGUGGAGGUGAAAAAUACCUACUUGGAUGCAAGGUUCAUCCAUGGUUUGCAAUUCAAAGACUACGCCACAGUCAAGGUAACGGUAGAGGAUGUGGACGAGCCCCCAGUUUUCACCAGGAACCCUUACAUCAUCGAGGUGCAUGAGGACACGGCUUCUGGCAGCUUCGUUGGCGUGGUAUCAGCCAGGGACCCCGACGCUGACAACAAGCCAGUCAAAUACUCCAUUGAUCGACACACAGAUCUGGAGAGGCUGUUCAACAUUGAUUCUGUGAAUGGAACAAUCACAACGCUGAAAGCACUGGAUCGAGAAACGUCCAAAUGGCACAACAUUUCUGUGGUGGCCACUGAAAUAAAUAAUCCACGUCAGACAACUCGGGUGCCUGUGUUCAUCAAGGUGUUGGACGUCAAUGAUAACGCCCCUGAGUUCGCCAUGUCCUACGACACAUUCGUCUGUGAGAACGUCAAAGCAGGACAGCUGAUUCAGACGAUAAGUGCUGUUGACACAGAUGAACCUCUCGUGGGACACAAGUUUGUCUUUAGCAUAAGUCCCACCAAUCCCAAUUUUACCAUUGAUGACAGGGAAGACAACACUGCAAAUAUCCUGACACGGAGAGGAGGCUUCAGCCGGCGUGAGAUGAGCAUGUACUUCCUGCCUGUAGUGAUCUCUGACAAUGAUUACCCCAUUCAGAGCAGCACCAGCACGCUGAUCGUGCGCGUGUGUGCUUGCGACAGCCGUGGAAACAUGCAGUCGUGCAACCCCGAGGUCCUGCCCUUCUCAGAUGGUCUCACAACUGGAGCUCUGGUGGCCAUACUGCUCUGUGUCAUCAUUCUCCUCAUGAUUGUGGUGCUGUUUGCUGCCCUGAGGAGACAGAGGAAGAAGGAGCCUCUGAUCAUCUCCAAAGAGGAUGUCAGAGACAACGUUGUCAGCUACAACGAUGAAGGGGGUGGAGAGGAGGACACUCAGGCCUUUGAUAUUGGCACGCUGCGCAACCCAGAGGUGAUGGAUGCUAACAAGCUACGCAGGGACAUCAUACCCGAAAUGCUGUUUCCCUUUCGGAGGACAUCACCUAUAAAGGAUAACACGGAUGUCAGAGACUUCAUUAAUGGGAGGCUUCAGGAGAAUGAUUCGGAUCCCACAGCACCCCCCUAUGACUCCCUGGCCACGUACGCUUAUGAGGGCACUGGGUCACUGGCAGAAUCCCUCAGUUCACUGGAGUCCGCUGCCACUGAGGGGGACCAGGAUUAUGAUUACCUCAGCAACUGGGGACCACAAUUCAAGAAGUUGGCAGAGAUGUACAUAGGAAAGAGCCCUGACAGAGAAACUUAGAUGAAGAUAGUCUCUCUUUUUCAACCGCAUUCUUCUCUGUCUGUUUAUCUAGCUAGCUGGCUAGGCGGCUAUUUGUCUAGUUAGCUAGCCAGCUAGUUGACCGUCUGUCUGCCUAUCAAGCUAUCUAUCUGUUUGUCUAGUUUGCUAGCUAGCUCGCUAGUCAACUAGUUGUCUAUUUGAUUCUCAUAAAUGUGUGUGCAGGCACAAACACACACAGACACACACAAAAGCUAUCCAUGUGGAUGCUGAAAUGAAAAUUAAGACUUGAACUGCAUUGAAUUUUCUCUUAAUGGAGACAAAGUAUAAAUCUGUUUUUGGUCAUAAUCAGUAAAGCUGCCUUUGAAUUUUAGGAUUUUUUUUUUUUUUUGUGAACAAUGGUGUGGACAAUGUGUUUUGUAAUUGACAUGAGCGAUAGUAGUAUUGUAUACUAUCAAUGUUAAAUGGUACUGGACUGGGUUUGGGUGGGAUAGGGAUGGAGUCGAGUGGCCUUUCGAGCCCGCUCCAUUAAAUACUGUACAUGUACAAAAUGUUUUUAAUGAUGGACAUCCUAUAUACUAUUUGCUAUCUGUUUGACAAGCAAUGUUCAUGUGAAUGGUUGGUGCAGUUUAUUUGUCAAACUGUGAAUUCAUUUCAUCAUAUAGGUGUAACAUGUAACGGAAAGUGUAUGUUGUAGGAAACUGUCAUACACUGAAUUCAUGCUGUUUGAAU
This is a messenger RNA of Archocentrus centrarchus (flier cichlid), 3292 nucleotides long. RefSeq names its product cadherin-10-like. NCBI's taxonomy places the organism in Eukaryota, Metazoa, Chordata, Actinopteri, Cichliformes, Cichlidae. Gene Ontology annotation, molecular function: beta-catenin binding; cadherin binding; calcium ion binding. Gene Ontology annotation, cellular component: catenin complex; plasma membrane; adherens junction. The record is from RefSeq and is a predicted model, not a curated record. Bases 245 to 2584 code for a protein of 779 amino acids. The transcript has 12 exons. Gene Ontology annotation, biological process: adherens junction organization; homophilic cell-cell adhesion; cell morphogenesis.